This is a messenger RNA of Oryza brachyantha (malo sina), 878 nucleotides long. RefSeq lists its product as uncharacterized. NCBI's taxonomy places the organism in Eukaryota, Viridiplantae, Streptophyta, Magnoliopsida, Poales, Poaceae. The transcript is spliced from 5 exons. The record is from RefSeq and is a predicted model, not a curated record. Bases 1 to 651 code for a protein of 216 amino acids.
AUGGUUGCACAACAGGCUGUUAGAUUUCUACAGGCCAAGUAUGGGUUCGCAAUCCACGACUACAACCUGCAGAGCUUGCUUUCAUAUUGGCAAAUAACAGCCUCCGCGGUCGACGCGGCUCUUACAGCCUCAUCGCACCUUUCUAGGUUCCGGGCACGCUAUGCUCCAAUGGAUCUAACAUGCGAGGGUGUUCUGCAACAAUGUAUUGCUUUGUGCUCUUUGGCGUGUGCGAUGUCGGGUCACCCUUCCCAGCGAGUUCAGCGGGCACGAGAAAGUCGAGCACGCCGCCGUGCUUCAUUAGGCCAGGGAUUUUUGCAGGCUCCUGUGUUCGCCGAUGUUAGUCGUACAACGUCUGGGUUAUCCACAGGCCACUCGAUACCAUCAAGCAGUAGCCCAGGUUUCCCUACCCAUGCUCUCGGUUCGUCUACUGUUUUAUCUGGCUGUGGUGGGUCUCAGUCCAGCCCCGUUGGUGCCGUCGGUGCUAGCUCGCUGAGUGCUCCCAAUAGGAAAAGAACACUUUUAGAUGUGCCACGUGAUGCCGCUGCAACACAUAGAGAACAACGUCGUUUGAAGAGAUUAGGUGGUCACCUAGGGUAUUUGGUUCAGAAAAUCCUAGAUGGACGGUCGUGUUCUAUACCUAUCAUAUCUUAAUUGGAUGUCCUGCCUUUGCCUAAGGACUAUAUCGCAUCAUUGAAAGGUCUGUUCAGCCAUAGUGAAUUUUUUCGUUUACACUUGCUCCACGUUGCCCCGUGCUUAGUGAUUACCUAAUAUAUGCAACAUUGUAUCCUGACCGAUCCUAUUAUGGUGUACCCUCCCAUGAAUGCCCUUACUGUGGGGCGGUUUUCUGGUACCAAGAAAGUCAAAAGAGACAAUGAUGU